Messenger RNA from Hemibagrus wyckioides, 5511 nucleotides. RefSeq names its product OPA1 mitochondrial dynamin like GTPase (gene opa1). Gene Ontology annotation, cellular component: cytoplasm; mitochondrial membrane; microtubule. Gene Ontology annotation, molecular function: GTP binding; GTPase activity; microtubule binding. Lineage: Eukaryota; Metazoa; Chordata; Actinopteri; Siluriformes; Bagridae. The transcript has 31 exons. The record is from RefSeq and is a predicted model, not a curated record. Bases 169 to 3252 code for a protein of 1027 amino acids. Gene Ontology annotation, biological process: mitochondrial fusion.
GGAAACGCUCUCGUUUCCCCCUCCACACAUGACCUUUUUGGGUUUGACACUGAUCCUUACAGCGUCCUUGUUCGAACCCAGGCUGUGUUCAUGCGUGAGCAAAAGAAACAAAAACAUGGAAUAGAAAUCGGUGUGUAAAUAAACUCUUAGUUUCCACGAAAUAACAAGAUGUUACGGGCCGGACCUGCUGUUGCAUGCAUGGCGUGCAGGAGUCUUCUCCCCUCCAGACUGGGAGGGAUUCGGUUCGGCUUCCCGCUGCAGAAGCUCCACCCCCUGUCACGUGCCAUCCACCAUCGCUACUCUACCAACAACAACCCCCCUCAGCGCCCCCCUCAGCGCCAUUACACCUCCCUCUCCAGGCUCCCCGUGCGGCCCCCGAGGUCCCGGUCGGGACACGGCUACUACCAGCAGCAUCGCUCCUUCUGGGUGGCUCGUCUGGCGGCUCGGCUGCUGAAGCUGCGCUACAUCCUGCUGGGAUCCGCCGUUGGAGGAGGCUACACAGCUAAAAAGACGUAUGACGAGUGGAAGGACAUGCUUCCCGAUCUGAGCGAUUACACCUGGAUCGUUCCCGACUUCGUCUGGGAGCUGAGCGACAACAUCGAUUUAGAGAAGCUAGCAAGCGCUUUACCUGAGAUGGAGGAGAUCGCUAAGCUGCUGCCGGACUUCGAGAAGAUCGGAGAGAACUUCACUUUCCUCAAGGGCCUGCUGUCCAGCGGUGUGAAUAGUGCAGUCAUUGGAUCUUCUGGUCUGCGUCUGUUGUUAGAAACUCCAGGUGAGCCGAACCUGAGUGCACCUGAGGUCCAUCCCACAGGCGCCGGGACUGAGGGCAGUGACAAGUUUAAGAAGCAGGGGCUGCUCGGAGAACUCAUUCUCAUUCAGCAGCAGAUCCAGCGGCAUGAAGACGAAGUUCGGCGGGCGGCGGCCAGUAACGAGCCCCGCCCCGGUCGUGCUCAGACUCCGCCCCCCAGCCAGGCCCCGAAAUUCCCCCACAAGUCUUCGGAUAAAGAGAAAGUCGACCAGCUGCAAGAGGAGCUCCUUCACACACAGUUGAAGUACCAGAGGAUGUUGGAGCGUCUGGAGAAGGAGAAUAAAGAGCUGAGGAAGGUGGUGCUGCAGAAAGAUGAUAAAGGCAUCCAUCAGAGGAAAGUCAAGAAGUCGUUGAUUGACAUGUACUCUGAAGUCCUGGACAUUCUUUCCGAUUAUGAUUCCAACUACAACACUCAGGAUCACCUGCCAAGGGUGGUGGUUGUAGGAGACCAGAGCGCAGGAAAGACCAGCGUGUUGGAGAUGAUCGCUCAGGCUCGGAUCUUCCCUCGAGGCUCAGGAGAGAUGAUGACCAGGUCUCCGGUCAAGGUGACGCUGAGUGAAGGUCCUCAUCAUGUGGCUAUGUUCAAAGACAGCAGUCGUGAGUUCGACCUGGCAAAAGAGGAUGAUCUGGCUGCACUGAGGCGUGAGAUAGAGCUGAGGAUGAGGAAGAGUGUGAAGGACGGUCAGACAGUCAGCCCAGAGACGAUCUCUCUGAGUGUGAAAGGUCCGGGGAUCCAGAGGAUGGUUCUCGUGGACUUACCGGGAGUGAUCAGUACGGUGACUGCCGGCAUGGCUGCAGACACCAAGGAGACCAUCUUCAGCAUCAGUAAAGCAUACAUGCAGAACCCAAACGCCAUUAUCCUGUGUAUUCAGGAUGGAUCAGUAGAUGCAGAGCGCAGUAUAGUCACCGAUCUGGUCAGUCAGAUGGACCCUCAGGGCAAGAGGACCAUUUUUGUCCUGACCAAAGUGGACCUGGCCGAGAAGAACCUCGCCAGCCCGAGCAGAAUCCAGCAGAUCAUCGAGGGCAAGCUGUUUCCCAUGAAAGCUCUGGGCUACUUUGCUGUAGUGACCGGAAAAGGCAGCAGCAGUGAAAGCAUCGACUCUAUCAAAGACUAUGAAGAGGACUUCUUCAGGAAAUCCAGAUUGUUAAGAGAGGGGAUGCUGAAGGCCCACCAGGUGACCACCAAGAACCUGAGCCUGGCCGUGUCUGACUGCUUCUGGAAAAUGGUGCGAGAGUCUGUGGAGCAGCAAGCAGAUGCCUUUAAAGCAUCUCGCUUUAACCUGGAGACCGAGUGGAAGAAUAACUACCCCCGCUUACGAGAGCUGGACAGGAACGAGUUGUAUGAAAAAGCCAAGAACGAGAUCCUGGACGAGGUGAUCAGCUUGAGCCAAGUCACUACGAAACACUGGGAGUCCAUCCUGCAGAAGAAGCUGUGGGAGAGAGUGUCCACUCAUGUCAUUGAGAACAUCUACCUUCCUGCUGCUCAGACCAUGGACUCGGGCACCUUCAACACCACUGUAGAUAUCAAACUGAAGCAGUGGACAGACAAACAGCUGCCACACAAAGCACUGGAGGUAGCGUGGGAGACGCUGCAGGAGGAGUUCGCUCGCUUCAUGGCCGAGUAUAAAGGGAAAGAUCAGGACGAUAUCUUCGACAAGCUGAAGGAAGCGGUGAAGGACGAGAGCAUUAAGAGGCACAAGUGGAACGAGAGCGCCAUGGACAGUCUGCGAGUGAUCCAGCACAAUGCUCUGGAGGAUCGCUCCAUCACGGACAAGCCACAGUGGGACGCCGCCAUCCAGUUCAUGGAGGAGACGCUGCAGUCUCGCCUUAAAGACACUGAGGCGGUCAUCAGCGACAUGGUUGGACCGGACUGGAAGCAGCGAUGGAUGAACUGGACGAAUCGCACACCUGAACAGCAUGUUCGUAACGAGACCAAAAACGAGCUGGAGCGCCUGCUGAAGCUGCGUGAGGACCACACGGCGUACCUGGCCAACGACGAAGUCACCACCGUGCGCAAGAACCUGGAGGCGCGCGGGGUGGAGGUGGACCCAGUGUUGAUCAAAGACACGUGGCACCAGCUGUACAGACGCCACUUCCUCCAGAAGGCCUUGUUCCACUGUAACCUCUGCAGACGAGGCUUUUAUUAUUACCAGAGACACUUCAUAGACUCAGAGCUCGAGUGUAAUGACGUGGUUCUGUUCUGGAGAAUUCAGAGGAUGCUGGGCAUCACAGCCAACACGCUCCGACAGCAGCUGACCAACACUGAAGUGCGGCGCCUGGAGAAGAAUGUGAAGGAGGUGCUGGAGGAUUUCGGUGAGGACAACGAGAAGAAAGUGCAGCUGAUUACGGGGAGGAGAGUUCAGCUGGCUGAAGACCUCAAAAAAGUACGAGAAAUCCAGGAGAAACUUGAAGCCUUCAUAGAAGCUCUUCACAAGGAGAAGUAGUGCAGCAGACACUGCAGACGCCCUCAGAGACAAAUGCACUGAUCCAAGACUUGCUGCUUUCCUCCUGCUUUUAAACUUUGCCCAACACACACACACGCAAGGCCAGACAGAAUCGUUAAAUCUCCGCCCCCUUAGUGUGUAAGAACCGGUUUAUGUUCCGUCACACGGCUCAGCUUCACCCUGUCCUCCCGCAGCGUCUGGUCACCAACGUCUGACCCGAGCAUCAGAGACGCAUUAUAUACAACACAGACAAGCAAAGAGAGACGUAGAGAGGGACUGACACACACACACAGAGGAAUGUACACAUAGAUAGCUGGACAAACACAACACACACAGACAGAUGGACAUACAAACUUACACACACACUGAUGGACUGAGAGACAUGCACUCACAGACAGACAGAUGUACAAAUGUUCUCUCUCUCUCUCUCUCUCGAACACACACACACACACUGAUGGACUGAGAGACAUGCACUCACAGACAGAUGUACAAAUGUUCUCUCUCUCUCUCUCUCUCAAACACACACACACACACACACACUGAUGGACUGAGAGACAUGCACUCACAGACAGACAGAUGUACAAAUGUUCUCUCUCGAACACACACACACACACACACACACACACUGAUGGACAGUGAGACACCCUCAGACAGAUGUACAAACUUACACACACACACUGAUGGACUGAGAGACAUACACUUACAGACAGACAGAGGUACAAAUAUUCUCUCACACACACACACACACACACAGACUUACAGUCUUAUACACACACACACAUAUAUACAGAUGUACAUAAAGUGAGAUGUACACAGAUAGAGACAGACAGCUUGUGUGUGUGUGUGUGUUGUCUCGUCUCCCUUCAUCAUGAGCCCUCCUGCUUCACCUCACACACUGCUCGUAUCCCAGAGCCGGAGCGCUCCACGUUUUUUUCCUCAUUUUAUUUCAGACCUCGUGCACUUUUUUUUGGCCCAGCGUUCACUCCGUGGUUAACGAGCACGCAAUUAACCUCGGACCCACACACACACACACACACACACACACUGUAGGUGACACGACACCGAGCUCUAAGGCCAGUGUAAGGUUUGUGUAAUUAGCAUGUCCUUUAUUUAAAAAGUAUUAAAAAUAAAGCACUUAAACGCAACAGCUUCCUGCAGAAAGAAAUGGUUGUGUUGCAGAAAUGUUUCCUAGCGCUUAAUUCCACUUCACUCUCAAUUCAUAUCAAUCUGCCUCUGUAAUGACAUCAUCUCACCCCCCUUUACUAUUUUACCCUCCAUUCCACUCAUCUCGUGCUUAACAUUCAUCCCAACCUCAUGGAGGAGUGUCUCUCUAUUCCACACACACACACACCAUAUGUAUAAACAGGUGAAAACACACCGUGUGUAGAAGUGUUUCACAUCUGGGAGUGUAUACACACCGUGUGCACAUGGAGGAGUGUAUACACACACACUGUGCACAUGGAGGAGUGUAUACACACACACUGUGCACAUGGAGGAGUGUAUACACACACACUGUGCACAUGGAGGAGUGUAUACACACACUGUGUGCACAUGGAGGAGUGUAUACACACACCGUGUGCACAUGGAGGAGUGUAUACACACACACUGUGCACAUGGAGGAGUGUAUACACACACACUGUGCACAUGGAGGAGUGUAUACACACACACUGUGCACAUGGAGGAGUGUAUACACACACCGUGUGCACAUGGAGGAGUGUAUACACACACACUGUGCACAUGGAGGAGUGUAUACACACACACUGUGCACAUGGAGGAGUGUAUACACACACACUGUGCACAUGGAGGAGUGUAUACACACACACUGUGCACAUGGAGGAGUGUAUACACACACACUGUGCACAUGGAGGAGUGUAUACACACACACUGUGCACAUGGAGGAGUGUAUACACACACACUGUGCACAUGGAGGAGUGUAUACACACACACUGUGCACAUGGAGGAGUGUAUACACACACACUGUGCACAUGGAGGAGUGUAUACACACACACUGUGCACAUGGAGGAGUGUAUAAGAUCAUGGCUGGGUGAUGACAGGCUCGGAUCGGCGCCACGCUCAGAACAGUACAGAAGUGAAAAUAUCCAGAACCUUUAUUUCUCCUGUGGUGUAGAUUGUAAUGUUUGCAUGUCCUGUGCCUCGGGUUUAUUUAUUAAAUUAGUGUUGAAGGUGAAAUAAAAUGGAUAUUAAUUCAAAGCUUUUGGAUUUUCGACUCGUGGAAAUAAAAAAAUAUUAAAUAUUUAA